Molecule: messenger RNA, 222 nt
Organism: Aureococcus anophagefferens
Lineage: Eukaryota; Pelagophyceae; Pelagomonadales; Pelagomonadaceae
Exons: 1
Coding region: 1-222 (73 amino acids)
Biological process (GO): response to high light intensity; photosynthetic electron transport in photosystem I
Source: RefSeq, a predicted model, not a curated record
AUGGGCUCGAUGGCCAAGUUCGGCAUCUUCUCGCCCGCGGUCUACGCGGGGAAGAUCCUCCUCGGCGACAAGGGCCUCGACCAGAUCCGGGGCAAGGGCAUCUCGCUACACUCGCAAGCUAUCAACGAGUUUUGCAUCUUCGUCGGCGCCUCGACCAAGACCAAGGGCCUGCUCGUCAAGAAGGCCAAGAACAACGGCGACACGCUCGGCUUCCUCGUCUAA